UGCCUGUAACUCAUAUCCAAGGCUCAGGAGCAAAAUCCAGUGUGUGUGAGAGAGAGAAAAAAGGGGGAGGAUAUCUUUCCCCCCACCCCCUAAUGCAUGCCAGUGUUGGAAGAAGCAGGCAGAGAGAGAGAGAAAAGGAGAAACAGAAGAGAUCUGCCUCGCUCGCGUGCAUGUUUCCUUGCAUGCUAAGGGCUAAGAUUUGCAUCAGGCUGACUGGGAACUGCAGGUGCCACACUGUUACAGUGAGAUGAUUUGAUGGUAAAACCAGCACUUUCAGACUCGUGGAGCGUCUGCCUUCAUCCACCAGACUUGAGCUGGGUGGUGGUGGUGGUGGUGGUGGAUACGGGCUGUGUGUUCUCUUUUCCAGGGGCUGCACUAUGGCAGUCUUUUAGUAGGAUGCAUCCUCCCUUGGCUUUGUUCUGCAGAUCCACCCAUCUUCCUAACAAUCAAGUAACAGGCUAUGGUUUCCUCUUGGAGAAUCUUUCGUGCUUUACUGUUGCCUCCGGUUAGUUUUUGGCCUUGGCUGGAAUUUCUUCGCCUUACGUUUUGGUUGGCUUCUGUUUGAAAGGGGAGGACAAUUUUUUUUAAAAACAAAGGAAGGAUCUAUGUAUCUUUUUUUCUUCCACAGUAUUGGGUGAUAAUCCAGCAUCGGUCUGGAGUGGGGGAUAACUAUUCACCCUGGCUGAAAAACACAUCCAUUGAGGAGUCUGAAAGAAAUUAACCACGUGAGGGAAAGGGGGGGGGGAAACCCUGGGAGAUCAGGAUUUUAUCUUUUUUUUCUUUUUUGGUCUGUGAUAAAACUGGUGCCCCUCUUGAGGAGAACUGAUCUCAAUUUAUUAUUAUGCAACAACCACAAGGAUCUCAUCUUUCUCAGGGUGUAUAAGCGCUGGAUUGCUUUUCGCCCAAAUCAAUGUGGUUUCUUUGGAACAUUUUCAGCAAAGGAUCGCAUAUGCUGCAGUGUCUUUGUGGCAAGAGUCUUAAGAAAAACAAGAACCCAACUGAUCCCCAGCUCAAGGGUAUAGUGACCAGGUUAUAUUGCAGGCAAGGCUACUACUUGCAAAUGCACCCCGAUGGAAGUCUCGACGGAACCAAGGAUGACAGCAGUAAUUCUACAUUGUUCAACCUUAUACCAGUUGGACUUCGAGUUGUUGCCAUCCAGGGUGUAAAAACAGGACUGUAUAUAGCCCUAAAUGGAGAAGGGUUUCUUUAUACAUCAGAACUUUUUACAGCAGAAUGCAAAUUUAAGGAGUCUGUUUUUGAAAACUAUUAUGUAAUCUACUCAUCAAUGCUCUACAGACAACAAGAAUCAGGUAGGGCCUGGUUCCUGGGGCUCAACAAAGAAGGGCAAGUCAUGAAAGGUAACAGAGUGAAGAAGACAAAACCAGCAGCUCAUUUUCUACCGAAGCCAUUGGAAGUUGCCAUGUAUCGAGAACCAUCUUUGCAUGACGUUGGAGAAACAGUGCCAAAGGCCGGGGUGACUCCAAGUAAAAGCACAAGCGCAUCGGCAAUAAUGAAUGGAGGCAAACCAGUUAACAAGAGUAAGACAACAUAGCCAGGUCCGCAUGGGUAUUGUGACUUACUGAGCUCUCUAAGUACGGCUGAGCGCUUUAUCCUUGCAAGACUGUCUCACUCUAGCAUCUGCGGAUCAGCUGGAGACAAGCAAAUGCUUUCUCUCCGCUUGUUCCAAACUAGGCUGUUGCAAACGGAUAAAUGUCAACCCGUUUAGGUCCUCCCGCAGCAAAGAAGACACCUGGAUAAACCAGCUGAACUCAGACCAUGGAAUGCCCUACCAGAUAUGGAAUGCCUUUUUAAUAUCUUUUCUGUGACUGUGACACCUCAUGUGAAUGACAUACUUCACAAGUACACUUGAUAUCCUGCCUGCUGACAGUUACCCAUAACCCCCCCCCCCUUUCAAGUCCAGGAAACCCACGUGUUUUAAGUUCGAUUUUGUAGCACACAAAAUAAUAUCAAGUAAUUUCUAGAUAGAUGCUGUAAACCUGUGCUAUUAUGGAUUUUCUCUUCUCUCCCCUUUUUUACGAGGCUGCUCGCUCUGCUGUCUGUGUGACUCCUUUGCAGGGAUUGUGUUUCUCUCAGAUUUAAAUGUUGCUGGUGGCUUAGUUUUGAAAAAAAAGCAAUCAGGGAAUCAGGGGAGCCUUCAAAACCCCCUUAGGAAUUGUAUCUGUCAAAGAAGAGAGCAUUGUCUCAGAGUGACCAACGGGAAUUCGACGUGACUUCAGUGAGCUCCUGAGGUUGGCAUUACUGUGGAGGGGGAAAGCAUCAAAUAAGGCUUAUCAACAAUCUCUUGAGGCCAAUGUUUGACAUUCCCUGGUAGUUCCUUUUUGUGUGUGUGUUUUAUACAUAUCACAGGCUUACUGGCAAUGGUAACAUUUGCCUUGCCCAGCGAGCAAGACCCACACAUUUUUGGGAAAGUGGGUCCAAAGAACUCUGUAGGCCUUGUAGGCCUGAAUUAAGGCUCAUUUUUUUCAUCUACUAGUCAUUAUUUGAAAGUCAAAACAAUAGUUAAGAUGAAUGAGAACUGCGCUACCUAAACCCAUUCCCCUCCAACCCCCCAACCCGCAAUAUCUUUUUCCUGUUUUUAAUGAAUGGAACGUAAUCCCAUCCUUAUUUUUUGGCUGUAAACCAUCCUCUUACUCAGUAAAGCAUGGGCAAGGAAAUUAUUGUGUUCUUUUUCGCAGCACCAAUGCAAAGGGUAGUUACAAAAUAUACUUUACUAUUUUCAGUGUUUAAAAAAAAGAGGGAAGUUUUUAAACAGGACGUAUUUAAAGAAUUCUUUUGUGUUUAUUUUUUAAAAAGCUCAGCAUGCAGAAUUCAAUGCUCUGUGUAUUAUUUCACCCGUACUCCGGUACUACAUCUUUCCAGGUCAGCUUCUUAGGAUAAUAUAGGCCCACCAAAUUGCUAGGUUUACGGUGCCUUGCCUUGAUCUCAGUAUUGUUUUCAUUGUACUAUUACAUGAACCUAGGAAAUUCAAACAUGACCACAUGGCCAAGAUCUUUUAUUAUUCGUUGGAGUGUGUCAUCCCCCCCCCCCCGCCCGGCGCCCUUACAAAGGAAAACCCUGCUGUGGAUAUUUCCUGGUUACCAAUUUAGAAUGAUGCGGUCAGUUUAGAAUUCCCAGGAUAAUGGUCACGAGUUUUAGAAAACAGGGGGAAAUGCUAUGAGACACUGAAUAAACAGGAAAGGAGUUGGAAAAUAUUUCUGAGUCAACUUCACAAAAAUAGAAAGCUUGAUAUGGACCAAAAUGUACCUCAAUUCUGGAAAACCACGUAUGAGACUACUGGAGGUUCAUGUUUAAUGUUAACUCAUUUCUUGUUCUGUUUCAAUACAGUAUUUCAGAAAGAUUUUCAAAGUUCUAUCCUGCUCAGGUGGCUACAGGUCGAUGACUGAUUAAACUCUUGAUGCAUAAUAUGA
Sphaerodactylus townsendi is the source of this 3428-nucleotide messenger RNA. RefSeq names its product fibroblast growth factor 14 (gene FGF14). NCBI's taxonomy places the organism in Eukaryota, Metazoa, Chordata, Lepidosauria, Squamata, Sphaerodactylidae. Gene Ontology annotation, cellular component: cytoplasm. Gene Ontology annotation, biological process: animal organ morphogenesis; regulation of cell migration; positive regulation of cell population proliferation. The record is from RefSeq and is a predicted model, not a curated record. Gene Ontology annotation, molecular function: fibroblast growth factor receptor binding; growth factor activity. The transcript has 5 exons. Bases 911 to 1552 code for a protein of 213 amino acids.